Messenger RNA from Cornus florida, 885 nucleotides. Its product is annotated as receptor-like protein EIX2. Gene Ontology annotation, molecular function: protein binding. Lineage: Eukaryota; Viridiplantae; Streptophyta; Magnoliopsida; Cornales; Cornaceae. The transcript is spliced from 4 exons. Bases 1 to 885 code for a protein of 294 amino acids. The record is from RefSeq and is a predicted model, not a curated record.
AUGGCGUUCUCUCUUCUUGGGGAAACUCAACUGAAGACUGCUGCAAAUGGAGAGGAGUCCGAUCAUUUGAAGUAUUUGGACCUCAGUUUCAAUUAUUUUGAAAGAAGCCCCAUCCCAGAAUUCAUUGGUUCCUUUAGCAGUUUACAAUACCUCGAUCUUUCAAAUAAUGGUUUUGUGGGUACGAUUCCUAAUCAGUUUGGGAAUCUUUCCGAAUUGCGUUCUCUUGAUUUGGAUUGGAUGGAAGCAACCAAUAAUCUCCCUCUCCUAACGGAAUUGCACUUGAGUGUUUGUCAUCUCCCUGAUAAUGCAUUGGUGCUAUGGAAAGGGAAAGAGAGUGAGUACAAAAAUAAUUUAGCACUAAUAGGAGGCAUUGAUCUUUCUGGCAAUAGAUUAGUUGGAAAAAUUCUUAAAGAAAUCUCGAGUCUUGCAGAAUUAAAUUAUUUGAAUUUAUCGAGAAAUGAAUUGAAUGGACAUGUCAUUCAAAAGAUUGGUGAGUUAAAAAUGCUAGAAUCUAUCGACUUGUCUAGAAAUCAACUUUCUGGUGAGAUUCUUACAAGUAUCACUCGUUUAAAUUUUCUUGCUGUCUUGGAUUUGUCAAAUAACAAGUUGUCCGGGAAAAUUCCAUCAAGCACUCAAUUGCAGACCUUUGAUGCCUCCGCAUAUUCUGGAAAUGAUGAACUUUGCGGGCUUCCACUUCCAAAUAAGUGCCCGGGAGAUGAAACAACUCUGGAACCUUCUGUCGGUAAAGACGAUAUCAUUCAACGAAAUGAUAAUGGGUUCAUAAACCGAGAAUUUUAUGUCAGCAUGGGGCUAGGUUUUGGGGUUGAGUCUUUGGCACUUUAUUGCUCAAACGUUCAUGGGAAAAUGUCAUUUUUAAGUUCUUGA